GGGGUGGAUCCAGCUGCCCCCAAAACAAUGGGGGGAAAGAGGAACAGGAAGAGAAUGAAGGAGAAAUGAAGGAGAAGCUGGGAGGGGGAGCAGCCAAGAGGGAAACUCAGGGGGAAAACUCCCUCAGGAAACCAGGCGAAGGAGACCAGGCCCAGGGGAAUCUGAAAGGGGAUUGGCCAGCUGUCCAAUGGAGAGGCUUCUGAUUGGUCCGGCCCCGCUCGGGUGGGAAAUGGGGUCAAAAUCCGCUUGGGGGGGGGGGAGAUCAUUUUUGGGAGGGGGGGGAUCUCCUGUCUGGGAAGCUGCCCCCUCCAUCCUCCCCCCACUCACUGAGCUGGAGGGGUUUUUUAAAAGGGGUUUCUUGAUGGAGCCAUUUCUGAGCCCAAGACACCUCCUGCCACUGCGCAACUUUCGCCUCUUCUCCAUCCCAGCCUUUCCUUGGGAUCCUGGAGCCUCUAUUUUGGGGGAGGGGCAGAGCCAAGGUAAACCCCCCCCAUGGCCACCCCCGUCUCCCUUGCUGUUAUGUUAGUCUGCUUAGAUGUGGGCUCCUUGGGGCAGAGUCCUUGGCACAGAGGGAGAAAGAGGGAGGGAAGCAGGGGCAGCCCCUAGAGCUCAGGCGCAGAAGCAGGAAAAACUGCAGCCAGGGAGAGGGAGGGGAGGAUUUGGUGCUUUCAGCUUUGCAAGGGUUAAAAGGAGCAGAGCUGGAUUCCUAGAGAGCACAGGAAGUGAAGGGGGCGCAGGUCCUCCCUGGCCAAAUUCCCUUCCUGCAAGCCGAGAGGAGGCUGCUUUCUUCUCUCGCCUUGGCAAAAGCUUCCUGGGUGAGUCUCCUCUCUCUUUCCCCUGAGGGUGCCGUGGGGAGAAGGGGGUCCCAGGGGGCAGGGAGGGGCAUGGGGGUCCCUGCUCAGUUCAUGCGCGGUGGGGGGAGACCCCCAAGUCAGAGAGCGGAGAGUCAUGGCAGAAGGCAAAGGAGACGCAGCAGCGACGGGGAGAAAUGGCAGGCGUCGCCCCGGGAGUUGGGGUGAGAGGGGCGGAGAGGAGGAGGCUGGACAAGGGGCAGAAAAGGGGGAGAAGGGCCAAAACAGGCCGGGGAAGGAAGGUGGGGCACCCGGGGUGGAGGGAGGCGCUCCCCGGCUCGCGCCGUCCUAGCCUGGAGGUCAUCUUUUCCAGGGAGGCUUCUCUUCUCAGGAGGGGGCCAAAGUCUUGGCGCCUCAGCUUCAGGAUCUGUCCUUCCAGUGAGCACUCAGGGCUGAUUUCCUUCAGAAUGGAAAGGUUUGAUCAUCUUGCAGUCCAUGGGACUCUGCACCAUAAUUCAAAUGCAAUGUAAUGCAAUCCAUUACAAUGAUCCAAUGGAAGCUCACAGUCACUGCAAACAUUCCAGCAACAAUAUUGACAGGAAAUCCUCCUUACCUGCUGGAUUUCUGCCUGCCAGAAUGAUGUAGAAACCCAGCCCAAAAAGUGGGGAGGGGGGAUGGUGGGAGAGAGAGCAACAAAGCCUGCUUCUCUUCCUCAUAGAUUGGCAUACCCCAGGGCAGCAAGGUCCCUUUGGUUCCCCCAUGAAAUAUUUGAGGCCCCCACCCCGUUAAUGGGCAUUGCCAUUCAACUGGUGUGUGCACGCUGCAUCUUGUGAUCAGUUUUGCAGGGUGGGGCUUACUUGGGUCCAUGGGCGUCCGAUGGGGAGAAUUAAAUCCUUAAUUAAAUGAGAUUCUGCCCCUUAACAUAAAUCCUGGCUAUGCCCGAUGCCUACUCCUCCUAAUAUUUUAUUCAAGUUGGCACCCCUGAUUAACUGUAGCUGUUCACUGCUGCUGCUAUUAUUAUUAUUACUACUACUACUACUACUAUUAGGUGUGUAUCCUGCCCUUCAUCCAAAGUUUACAGGGCGAUUCACAACAUAAAAAUGCAAAAUUAGAACACCAAACGCAUAAUGAAACAAAGACAAAGGCAAACCAAUGAUCUCUCCUCCCACAAACAUAUUUAAAAGGCCAUAGAAUGCUAACCAGCCAAAGGCCCAGUUAUAGAAAAAGGUUUUUGCCUGGCACCUCAAGAUGUCAGGAAGGGGCCAGGCGAGCCUCUCUUGGGAGAGCUUCCCCCAAAUGGGGAACCACUGCAGAAAAGGUUCGUUUUUGUGUUGCCACCACCCAGACCUCUCAUGGAGAAGGCACACAGAGAAGAGGCUGGAUGGCCAUCAGUCAGGGAUGGUCUAGUUGAGAUUGCGGCAUUGCCCCAGGGGGUUGGCUAGAUGACCCUCAGGGGUCCCUUCCUAGUCUACAACUCUCUGGCGCAGGUUUGUGAAGAUUUUUAGGUACAAGUUGGAUGCAGGGGGUGCAUAGGAUUCUAGCCCAUCUUAUGCACCGUCGGCUCAGGAAUAAGUCCAUGAUGAGACUCCCAGGCUGUGCAGUCCUGCUUUUUAAAUAAAUGUUUUCCUUUUCAGAUAAUACAGAGCAUGGUGAAAUCCCAAUAAAUAGUGCCUUUGCUAGACUCUUUUCAGGUACCUGCUAAAAGCAGACUUGUUUAGGCAAGCUUACUCAGAUGCUUGGGAAGCUGAAGUAAUCUUAAUCUGUUUUAAUAGUUUAGAUUUUGUAUGUUUUAAAGUAGGCUUGUUAAUUUUUCUUGAUUUUACUGCUGUGAUUUUUUGUUUUGUUUUAUGUUUUGGUAAACAGUUUUGCAGGUUUUUAAAAAUAAACUUUAUUAAAUAAACAAUAAAUAUAAAUAAAAUAACAGAAGCCAAAACACAACCCAUCCUGUAGAUUUAAGUAUCUGUCCCCAGUGGCCUACUUGUUAUCAGAGGCCCAGAAUCCACAUUCCUUUGUAAGAAAAUAUGAAAUAAAGUCAAAACAAAAUCAAUGGGGGGGGGGGAGUUACAAGAAAUUUUCCGCACCGGCUAACACCUGACCAUGCUACGCCACAGCAUGGGGGCAUGCAAAGAAACCCCCUUCAGAUUGAGGGAUAAGUCAGAUUUGUUAACAGAGGCCGUAGCCAGACGGGAACAUUUGCACAUGGGAGGAGCACAGGGAGAAGAAAAGCCCUUCUGCAUCUGCAGCAGCACAACCGGACCACUUCCUCUGUCCCAGAUGCAACAAAACAUGUCUCUCCCCUAUUCAGGCUAAACAAGUAGACAAACUAAUGUGAAAGCAGAUUUCAGAUCUAUCCUCAGGAAAUGCUAAACAAGGAUAAAAGACUCCUCCCAACCUUAUGAGGAGGGAUUAUCAGUCACUGGGUGGCUUGUACUAUUAACAGAGGACAUGGAACGCAUAAAAUCCUUUUUGGCUGACUGUAAUAAAAUUCUAACCAUCCUGAUAGGUACUUGUAAAACCUUCUGGAAAAAUCUAGCAGAGCGCCUGUGGGUUUUGAUAAAAAAGAAAUGGAAAUUGGUGCAGUCUCAAAAGAGGCUAGUUCUUUCAAGCUACCCUCAGCCUUUGGGAAUCUUGUCACAAGAGGAGUGUAAAGCUCACCUCUGGAGUUUAUAAAGGGUAUACAUGCCUGGUGUUCUUAAGAACACUACAGAUUUAGGACAUGUGGAAGAUCUAUACUUUGAUGGCUUCCAUGCCAGGGUGGGGGCCACAUUUUGAGACUGGAGACUUGCGAAGGUUGUGUAUAAACACAGACAAUAUCUAAGGAGGAGUGGUGUAUUCGUCUCAUAUUUCAGAAAUGUGGAAUCACCAGCUCCUCUGCUUCCACAUACAGAUUUGGUCCCCAGGCAACCCCUGACAGAGGCAAAUAGGGCCACAACAUCUGCCUGGCUUGCAGUGAGAGAGCUCAAAGUGUGUGAACUGGGCUCUCCAUUCAAAGCACCUAGCAUGGGGGCACCCACAUGUCAUAGCUACUUGUCUACUUUCUGCCCAUGCUCUGGGGUUGCAGUUUUCAGGAUUGGGGACAGGGCGCCACUGGUUUUGCCACCAAGUUCUGUCCAUAAGCCCCACUGAGUUCAAUGGGAUCUACUCUCUGGUCACUACUGUGCAGACCAUGCCAGCCUUAGGAAGUGGGGUGAGGAGCAAACAGGUGAAAUUGGAGCCACUGGAGAUGUUUAGGGAAAGGGCUUCUGUUGGGAAGGGGCUGCCCCAUUUGUGCUUCUCCAGGGGCAGAAGAAUAUCUAGGGCAGGAGAAUCCCUGCAGGGCCUCUGAGGUUCCCUUUGCUUCUUCCUCUCUCCCAGGCUCCUCAACUCCUUAGGAAGGAUGAAAGAGACGGAUCCUGCAAAGCUAGCGAGGAUGGAAGGGGGAAGAUGGACGGUUGACCUGGUCAGGUUGUCUCCCGCAUCCCUCCCCACAACCUCUGAGCGUUCCCUCUCAGGGACCUCCAAGAGAUCUGGUGACUUGGAUGGAUGGAGCUGGAGAGGUAUUGGGGCUUGCUCAGCUUGGGGGUGGGGGGAGGCAGGCAGGCUGAUGGAGAUGGAGAAGGAGAGCACCUUUUCAGGCUCCUCCACCUGCCUGCCUGAACCUGCCUGCCUGAACCUCCACUGUUUGGAGGGAGACCAACAGCGUCUGGGAUUCUAACAUCCCCACUGUGAACCCUGAAUGGAGGGAUAUCAACUCUUUCCUCUCUGAAUGUUCUCCAUCUAAUCAUGCCUUUUUAAACAAGGACCAGGCUUGUCUGAACCUCCCAGGCCUUCUUCAAUAUUGGCUUCAGAGCUUUUAGGGAAGUUGAAAUAACUUCUGUGAGGUCUGUUGUUUUGGCUCUGUCUGCAUUUGACUGACCUUGGAGAUGGAGUGGAUUCCAGGAUUGCGCCAAACAAAAUCUAUCCCAGAUUAAGGCCAAGCAAUAUGUCAGUUAAUACCAGUCAACAAAGGCAGUGAAAACUAUAGUAAGGCCUCACACCUAAAUCUCUCCAGUUCUUCCUCUGUCACAAGCAUUUAUUAACCUUGACAGAUUAGAGAACUGGGCCAAAACAAACAAGAUGAAUUUUAACAGGGAGAAAUGUAAAGUAUUGCACUUGGGCAAAAAAAAUGAGAGGCACAAAUACAAGAUGGGGGACACCUGGCUUGAGAGCAGUACAUGUGAAAAGGAUCUAGGAGUCUUGGUUGACCACAAACUUGACAUGAGCCAACAGUGUGACACGGCAGCUAAAAAAGCCAAUGCAAUUCUGGGCUGCAUCAAUAGGAGUAUGGCAUCUAGAUCAAGGGAAGUAAUAGUGCCACUGUAUUCUGCUCUGGUCAGACCUCACCUGGAGUACUGUGUCGAGUUCUGGGCACCACAGUUCAAGAAGGACACUGACAAACUGGAACGUGUCCAGAGGAGGGCAACCAAAAUGGUCAAAGGCCUGGAAACGAUGCCUUAUGAGGAACGGCUAAGAGAGCUGGGCAUGUUUAGCCUGGAGAAGAGGAGGUUAAGGGGUGAUAUGAUAGCCAUGUUCAAAUAUAUAAAAGGAUGUCACAUAGAGGAGGGAGAAAGGUUGUUUUCUGCUGCUCCAGAGAAGCGGACACGGAGCAAUGGAUCCAAACUACAAGAAAGAAGAUUCCACCUAAACAUUAGGAAGAACUUCCUGACAGUAAGAGCUGUUCGACAGUGGAAUUUGCUGCCAAGGAGUGUGGUGGAGUCUCCUUCUUUGGAGGUCUUUAAGCAGAGGCUUGACAACCAUAUGUCAGGAGUGCUCUGAUGGUGUUUCCUGCUUGGCAGGGGGUUGGACUCGAUGGCCCUUGUGGUCUCUUCCAACUCUAUGAUUCUAUGAACUUUGUUCAAUAAUGGAUGUGAACCAUGUCACCUUCGCUCUGAGUGGGGUUUGGGUCCAGGACAGCGAUGCAGAGUUUGCAUGACUUACAUUAACGUGGCAGUGCAUUGCGGGGGGAGGGGGUCAGGUGUUGGAUUUGAUGCUUCUGUGUCACCUGUCACAGUAUGCUGGCAGUGUGGCCCCACCGGUUUCAAGAGAGUCAGGUGCCCCGCAGGCGUGCUGAAAUGCUGAGGGGUUGAAGAUGCCACACAUCAACAAUGACAUUAAGUUAGACUCCAAGGAUGUCUGCUUGAGGCUGAAACGGAGCACUCUCAAUUCUCGCAGUGGGGGACUUUGUUCAAUAAUCUGGAGCGCCAUUUCUUUCCGAGGCUCUAAUUAGCAUCUCUUUUCAUUGCAGAUGGUGAAGAAUUGGAAGAGAAGAACAAGGGGGACCAGAACAGAAUCCACAUAGCAGAGAAGUCAUAUAAAUAUUCAGAGUGUGGAGAGAACAUCCGUCAGAGCUCCCAGUCCACCUCCCAUCAAAGAAAGAGCUUCGUUAGGAGGGAUAGCUUCACUUCACACGAAAGAACAAAGAGUAGGGAGAAAUUGUAUCAGUGCAGAGAAUGUGGAAAGAGUUUCACUCGGAAGGGCAGUCUCGCUUCCCAUCAUAGAAUUCAUACAGGAGAGAAACCCUAUAACUGCAUGGAAUGUGGAAAGAGCUUUAGUUACAGCUACCAUCUCACUUCCCAUCAAAGAAUUCAUACAGGGGAGAAACCCUAUCAUUGCUUGCAGUGUGGGAAGAGCUUCAAUCGGAAGCAUCAUCUCACUUCCCAUCAAAGAAUUCAUAUGGGGGAGAAACCCUAUCAGUGCUUCGAAUGUGGGAAGAGCUUCAGAAAAAGUUCCCAUCUCAGUUCUCAUCAAAUAAUUCAUACAGGGGAAAAACCCUAUCAGUGCUUCGAAUGUGGAAAGAGCUUCAGUAUCAGCCAUAAUCUCACUUCCCAUCUUAGAAUUCAUACAGGUGAGAAACCCUAUCAGUGCCUGGAAUGUGGAAAGAGCUUCAGGGAUAGGUCAAAUCUCUCUUCCCAUCAAAGAAUUCAUACAGGGGAGAGACCUUUUCAAUGCCAUGAGUGUGAAAAGAGCUUUCAUCACAGUUCCGGUCUCACUUCCCAUCAAAGAAUUCAUACUGGGAAGAAACCCUAUCAGUGCUUGGAAUGUGGGAUGAGGUUCAAUCGGAAUAAUAGUCUCACUUCCCAUCAAAGAAUUCAUACAGGGGAGAAACCCUAUCAGUGCUUCGAAUGUGGAAAGAGCUUCAGUCAGAGCUCCAAUCUCACUUCCCAUCAAAGAAUUCAUACAGGGCAGAAACCAUAUCAGUGCUUGGAAUGUGGAAAGAGCUUUCGUCAGAGAGGUGAUCUCACUUCCCAUCAAAGAAUUCAUACAGGGGAGAAACCAUAUCCAUGCCUGGAAUGUGGGAAGAGCUUCAGUCACAGGCAGACUCUCACUUUGCACCAAAGAAUUCAUACAGGGGAGAAACCCUAUCAGUGCUUGGACUGUGGAAAGAGUUUCAUUCGGAAGGAUCAACUCACUUCCCAUCAAAGAAUUCAUGCAGAGGGAAGACCAAAAAAGAAAAGUAAUAAAGCAAAAAUUAUUAAACAAUCCGUACCAAACACAGUUGAAUGGGAAAGAGAAAGGGACAGGUGAGAAUAACUAAAAAUACCCUUUAUCACAUUUGUAUCAUAUAACAAUAGAAUGGGAAACACCAAAGAUCUGUUCAAGAAAAUUGGAGAUAUGAUAGGAACAUUUCGGGCAAAAAUUACCAUAAUAAAGGACAAAAGUGGUCAGGAGUUACAGUGAGGGGGGGUGAGUAUUUGAUCCCCUGCUAAAUUUGCCUGUUUGCCCUCUGACAAAGAAAUAAGCCAUCCUUAAUUUUAAUGGUAUGUUUAUUUGUAGCUGUGAGAGACAGAAUAACAACAAGAAAACCCCCAGAAACCCAGAAGACAAAAGUCAGAGAUUGAUGUGCUGUGCAUUAUAAUGAGUGAAAUAAGUAUUUGAUCCCUUUGCAAAAGAUGACUUAGUACAUGGUGGCAAAACACUUGUUGGCAAUUACAGAGGUCAGACGUUUCUUGUAGGUGGCCACCAGGUUUGCACACAUCUCAGGAGGUAUUUUGUCCCACUCCUCUUUGCAGAUCCUCUCCAACUCAGUAAGAUUUCAAGGCUGAUGUGUAGCUACUCGAACCUUCAGCUCCCUCCACAGAUUUUUGAUGGGAUUAAGGUCUGGAGACUGGCUAGGCCACUCCAGGACCUUAAUGUGCUUCUUCUUGAGCCAUUCCUUUGUUGCCUUGGCCAUGUGUUUUGGGUCAUUUUCAUGCUGGAAUACCUAUCCUCGACCCAUUUUCAAUGCCCUGGUAAGAUUGAUUGCUUCUGUCAACAGGUGUCUUUUGCACAGGUACUGUAACGACCUGGGAUAACAGGUAAGACUUCUCCCUUACACCAAGUGCUUCUAAUCUCAGUUUAUUACAUACAGUGAAGAUACCAGGUAGAUUUGACAUCUGGCUGGUUGAUAGGGGAUCAAGUACUUAUUUCACUCAUUAUAAUGCACAUCAAUCUCUGACUUUUGUCUUCUGGGUUUCUGGGGGUUUUCCUGUUGUUAUUCUGUCUUUCACAGCUACAAUAAACCUACCGUUAAAAUUAUGGACUGGUCAUUUCUUCGUCAGAGGGCAGCGAUGGAUAAUUUUGGGAAUAUAUGCUCCCAAUGAGAGGACAUCUGAACUUUAUAAAGGGGGGAUAUAAACUUUAUAGGGAAUAUAAUGUUAAUGGGAGAUCUAAAUGGGGCCAUUUCAUUAGGUUAGGCAGGAUAAUAUAGAAAUUGGACACAAAUGGAGGGGGAAAUGGCUAAUUCCUUUUUGUACAUGACAACAAAUUAGUGGACUUAUGGAGACAAACAUCCAUUAGACAGGGAAUAUACAUUUUAUUAUAAUGCUUAAAACUCAACAAGUAGAAGAGAUGCGGUGUGGGCAACAAAAUAAUUGGCUCUUUUGUUGGAAAGUGGAAAUACAACUGAGAAACAACCUUAAGACCACUAUUCAGUAUUAGUUAUAUGUCAAAGGGAACAAUUAACACAUAGAAGAUGGAGACUAAAUGAAGCUUCCGGGAGAGGGGCCAAGCUCACUAGCCAUCAAAGAAUUCAUACAGGGGAGAAAUCUUUUCAAUGCCAUGAGCGUGGAAAGAGCUUUUGUCACAGUUCGUCUCACUUCCCAUCAAAGAACUCAUACAGGUCAGAAACCGUAUCAGUGCUUUGAAUGUAUUUUCCAGUUUCUACCCUCAAGACUUUUGCCAUGACAUUUUACCCCUCUGCCAGAAGAGCAUCUUUAGCUCCCUAGUUUCUGUGGCAACACUUUUUGGGAUGUGGCUCUUUGCAGGCACAAUUGUAUUCAAUAAAGGCUUAUCUUUCCACUUGGACACUUCCUCCUUUUCUUUU
Molecule: messenger RNA, 9111 nt
Organism: Podarcis lilfordi (Lilford's wall lizard)
Lineage: Eukaryota; Metazoa; Chordata; Lepidosauria; Squamata; Lacertidae
Source: the annotation of a GenBank genome assembly